Adineta ricciae is the source of this 942-nucleotide messenger RNA. The record is from the annotation of a GenBank genome assembly. NCBI's taxonomy places the organism in Eukaryota, Metazoa, Rotifera, Eurotatoria, Adinetida, Adinetidae.
AUGAAAUUCAUUCAUUGUUUGUUGUUCAGCCUUUUUACUUCACUUUCAUGGGCCAGUGAUGAUCAAUCAUCGAAAGAAGAUCUAACUGAACUUUUAUCACUGAAUUGUCAAACACCAUCAGUUACUCUUCAUGUUUUUUCCACGAAGCUCAAUCCAGUUUGGAUGAUAAACACAACACAAAUAGUCAAUAUAAAAAAUGUCACGAAAAAGAUUCUCAAAGAAUAUGACCACCGUCAAUUAUCACCUGCCAAUUCAACGACACGAAUCAUGGGAUACCAUGGUUUUACCAUUAGUUGUUCUCCUGAGAAAGAAAUAUUCAUACAUGGUUUGACUUCUCUCGAGAAUCAUCUUUUAGAAACCGGCCGAUCUCAUCUUUCCCCGACCAUUCUUCGGCAUGUUAGAGAACAUCUUGGACGAUCGAUUGCGGUAACGAAAUACGCCGUAUUGACGCGUAUCAAUUGUGAUCGAGUACCGAUCAAAGGUUCUGAUAAAGUUCCCGUAUACAACCCACUCACCGGAAAUGGUGGAUGCUUCGUAAAAAAGCAAUCGAAAAAUAAUUGCUACGCCUACGGUACAAAUAUUGUUACCAAUACAUUCCCUCAGCCAGGUCGCUACAGCGGAAGUAGAUUAUCGUCCAUUACAUGUGAAUCUGUACGCAGAGCUGCAGUUUUAGACGGUCUCGUUUACUAUGGAACAUUAAUACCAAAAGGACAUCCGAAAGCGGGUCAUUUUGUUGCUUUGCUGAUAUGGCCAAAUGCAGAUUAUCAUUGGGUACGAAGGGAUGCAAACGGAUACUGGUCCCAUAAACCCGGAGCUGGAGCAAUUACAAACAAAGACAACACUGGAUCACUGAUUACCAAUCCAGCACUAUCAAAUCUGGCACCAUGGAGAAUAUUCUGCGGGUACUAUAUCGCCCAACCAUCAAAAAUCAACAUUAGAUAA